UGGACUAUCUAUUUAAACGUCAAAGUCCAAACUGUCAAGUUCCAACCCCGGGACCUGGGGAUUGUUUAUUUUUCAGUUUCAAGACCUAGAUGCAUAUAAAUUCAGCUUUCAUGAAUGUAAUUCGCGCAGUACGCACGUCGAUAUCAAAAGUACGACUGCGACCUCACAGAAAGUCGAUUGCAUCUAGUGCUAAUAAAGUGCAUUACAAAAUGGAGGGAACGAAAACUAUGAAGGAACUGGGAUACAUAUUUGAUUCAAAUGGUCAAGUAAGAAAAAUUGGAGCUGAUGGACAGCCAACAGAUGAACCAUUCCAAUUUGUUGUGAGCAAUGAUCACCAGGAAUGCCAAGCUCAUUAUGAAGAACUUGGCUCAGCAAUCACCAAUUAUGUUUAUGAUAUUCUUCAGACUCAGAUUGGAUUGCAAAAGUUACCAAUCCCAAAGGAUUCAAAUGAUGGAACAUUUAUUUUUGUUUCAAAAGAUUAUGAUAAAAAAGAUGUUCUGUUAAUAUUGAUUCACGGAUCAGGCGUUGUGCGAGCUGGUCAGUGGGCUAGAUCCCUCAUAAUCAAUGAAUCGUUGGACAAAGGAUCUCAGAUUCCGUAUAUCAAGAAGGCUUUGGCCAAAGACUAUGGAGUAGUGGUACUAAAUACAAAUGACAAUCACACAGCAGAUGGAAAGACCAUUCUCAACAGUAGCACCGCUGAGGAACAUGCCCUUUACGCAUGGCUGAACUACAUAUCCAAUGCGAAUGCAAGUUCCAUACUCAUUGUAGCACAUAGUUAUGGUGGGGUUGUCACGGUUUCUCUGGCAGAAGAGGUGCAAAAUGACUUUGAAGACAGAGUAAAGGCCAUUGCUUUUACUGACUCUGUACAUUCCUAUUCUAAUAAGAAGCUUACAAACUUUUUGAAACAGGUUACAAAGAAUUGGAUAUCUAGUCAGACACCGCUGGAUACACCUCUCAGAACUCCUGAUUUCGAUAUAACCAGACUUUCAGCAGGUCAUGAGAAACAUGAAAUGACAUCAUACAUGUGUAUGGAUUCUGUUUUUAAAUACUUUGAUGAAAUACUAAAUAUGGAUUAAAACGAAUAUUCACGUGGUACUACUCUGUUAUAAUAGCGAAUUUUUAUUCUCUGGUUAUGUUUAAGAAUGAGCAUUUAUUAAUGUUAAAUUUAUGUCUAUGUACCUAGUUAGUUAAUAAAUAAGAAUGUGUUUGUUUCAA
Molecule: messenger RNA, 1215 nt
Organism: Bombyx mori (domestic silkworm)
Lineage: Eukaryota; Metazoa; Arthropoda; Insecta; Lepidoptera; Bombycidae
Product: cotranscriptional regulator FAM172A homolog
Exons: 6
Coding region: 90-1076 (328 amino acids)
Biological process (GO): regulatory ncRNA-mediated heterochromatin formation
Cellular component (GO): nucleus
Molecular function (GO): hydrolase activity, acting on ester bonds; siRNA binding
Source: RefSeq, a predicted model, not a curated record